ACCUUCCUGAGAGCAAGGGCUGUUUGACAGUAGAAGACACUCCUUGGGGAAUCAUGGCAUCUCCUUCCCUGGAGGCCUUUCAGCAGAGGCUGGAUAGCCAUCUCUCCCAGGGAGAGUUCCUGCAUGGCAGAAGAGGAAGGGGCUUGGACUGGAUCAGGGCCCUUCUGGGGGUCUCUUCCAACUCGAUAGGAUUGUAUGCUUUGCAGGAUCUCGCUCUCACUUUCCCUUGCACCAGUCUUGAAUUCCUCUACCAAGGUCUCCCAAGAGCUGCCACCUCAGAAGUCAAAGGCUUUCAUGGCUAGCAGCCAUGGUUUUUGUGGGUUUGGGGGCCUCUGUGGCCAUGCUCUGGAAGAGUUUCUUCCUGACGUUUCUCUGUGGAGUGCAUUCUCUGAAGAUGCCAGAGCCACAGAUGCAGGUGAAACAUCAGGAACAGACCCUUCCAGAACAAGGCCACAGAGGCCCCCAAACCCACAACAAAGCCGUGCCACCUCUGGGCUUCACCCCUUUCCCUGUUGGCACAGACUGGCCCUGGACUGGCGCAAGGAAGAUCCCGGCCGAGGCCCCUUCUGCUCGGAUGGCCAUGCUUUUGUGCCAUGCGCAAAGGUCUGGCCGGCAUCCUGUUUGGCGGAGGUCCAGGGCUGUCAGCAUUGGCGUUUCAUGCACAGUCAACCCAAACACCCUUCAAGAGGAUAGUCAUGUCGGCCCUUUCGCUUCCUCUUUCCACAAGUGGAGAAAAAGGAAAGGGAAAGAGGAGUUUUAUGGGCCUUUGCAAUGUCAAGAAACGGAUCUGUUUAAAGUUCAAGGCGGCUAAUUGUUUCCAAGUUCCAAAUUCAUUCCUAUCCGGCCUUUUCCUCAACAUUGGGACUCAAGAGGCCUUGCAAGUAGAUUGUCGUUGUUGCUGCUGCUGUUGUUGUGUGCCUUCAGGUCAUUUCCAACUUAUAUUGUGUAUAGUAUAUUGACAGUACAGUUUAUUGACACCAGGACAAAAAAACAACAACACAAAAAUGUCAGGGUUUUUUAAUGGGGUUAUGUUUUUUAAAGCCAUUCAACAAUUUAUAGAAUUACAGGUUGAGUCUCCUUUACCUGGAAUUCCAAAAUCUAGAAUAUUCCCAAAAUCCAAGACACUUUUCACGGCCGGCUGAGAUAGAGACGCCUUUGGCUUCCUGAUGGUUCAUUGCAGACCAACUUUGCUUCAUGCGCAAAAUUACUUUGAAACUGUUGUGCGUACGUUUUAUCCUCAGGCUCUGCAUCUAAGAUGUAUAUGAAACAUACAUGGAUUUUCUGUUGGGACAAUUUAGGAUUGUAGGAGUUUUCACCUGUGAAACGUUGGAAGGUUGGUUUACAGAUGACAGAACAAAUCGUUGCAUCCCUGCUUCUCAUCUCUAGCAUCUUCAUCCUCAUAUUAGACUGCUUUUCCAUUUGUCUGGGAAACCAGGUUGUUUGCUCACCAAGAAGAAUUCAGCCUCCUGCAAGAAACCUGGGAGAUGAAGCCCAUGGAGGAGAAGAUCACCCUGAACAUCGGGGGUGUCCGCUUUGAGACCUACCCCAGGACCCUUCAGGCCUUUCCUGGCACCAGACUCUGCCGCUUGACAGAGCCCCAGGCUUGUGCCUCCUUGGACUACAACCCGCGCCUCAAAGAGUUCUUCUUUGACCGAAAUGCCAACUUCUUUGACGAGGUCUUGAACUAUUACCGGACCAAACGUCUCCAUUGCCCCGAAGAGGUCUGCAAAUCGGUCCUGGAGGAAGAGUUGGCCUUUUGGGGGAUCCAAGAGGCCCUCCUGGCUCCCUGCUGUUGGCAGAAAGUGAGGAAGGCAGAGAUGCAAGAGGAAGAGCGCAAGGUCUGGGAUGAGGAGGACACCCAGUCGCUCUUGGACCAAGCGGCAGGGCGUAGGAGCAGCUGGAGGGUCCGGUGGCAACCCAAGGUCUGGGCUCUCUUUGAAAAACCCCAUUCCAGUCUAAGCGCCAAGUGCCUGGCUGCUUUUUCCAUGCUCUUCAACAUUGGCAUUUGCAUCCUUUUUCUGUGGAAGACCUAUGACAUGCGUGGCAUCCUUCAUCAGUAUGCCAUGCGUGGCACCCUUCAUCACUAUGGCAAUAGAUCCGGGGAAUUCCCUCCAGACGAAUAUUCAUCUCAGAAAAAGUUGCCUCUCUUCCUCCAUCUGGAGCUUUUCUUUGUCCUCUGGUUCACAUUUGAGUUCAUCACGAGACUCACCUUCUGCCCAGACAAGAAGAAAUUCCUGAGGAGCGCUCUAAACCUGGCUGAUUUCCUCUCCUUGUUCCCAGUUUACGUCGAACUCUUCUUAGCCGGAGCAGGCAACCAUCCGGUGUAUUGGCUGGGCUUCUUCCGCUUGGCCUAUUUCUUCAAACUACUGAAGGUAGUGAAGGUUGUGGAGCCCACCUUGGUCUUCAGGGUCCUGUCCCACACUUCCAGCAGCCUCCUGAGGGAAGCCCUCAUCCUCUUGCUCAUUUUCGCCUUCGAAAUUGUUUUCUUCGGGGUCCUCGUUUACUACGCGGACUUGCUGCACAAGGAGCAUGAAAUGCAAUUUGGCAGCCUUAUGUCUUCUUUCUGGUGGGCCGCGAUCACCUUGACCACCGUGGGCUACGGAGACGUGGUCCCUCUCUCGACGUACAGCCAAGCAGUCGGGGCCUGUGUGGCUCUCAGUGGCGUCCUCACCAUUGUUGUCCCCAUCCCUCUCUUUUACAUCAAGUUCAAGGGCUAUUAUGACGCUGCUUUGGUCAAGGAGAGGAUGAAACGGAUGAAGAAAACACCGGCGUUGCUGUCCUCCUGAAAGCUCCAGAGCACCUCCAGGUCCAGCUGUUUCAGUGGAGAUAACAUGCUCCCAUUGUAGAAGCUUCCACUUACUCCAUUGUGCAAGUUGUUAUUAUCAUGCCAACUCAUGCUCCUGUGCUUGUUUUUGUAGAGCAACACUUUAGGAUCUGCAUGAGACCAUGAACUGAUGGCUCUCAUCAUAGAAGCCUGUAACAUCACUGCCCCCAUUAACACCCAUAGUCUCUGAGCUUUACUUGCUGCUUUGGGCACUCUGACUAUGGAAACAUCUUAUCACACACACACUCACACACAUAUAUAUGAGAUGUUUGAGUGGGUCCUAAUAAAGAUAUUGCCUUGCUGUGGAUUAUGAGUUUCUACCCGUGGGCCAACAUAGCUUCCCUGGCUUUACGUAGCAAUGAUACCCCAAAAUAGCUGGAUGGCUCAUGCAUCAAAACACCAUCCAGGGUGCUGCAAUCACUAUGUAAAGAGACCUAAAAUGUCACACAUGUGGUAAGUUUUCCCAUUCUCCAGAACAUUCUUUUGGUGACAUGAAACUGGGAGGAAAGGAAGAAGCAGUGAAAAAUCCAUAGUCUUCUGAGAUAGAGACUGCAAGCCCAUACCCUCCAACAACCUCAGUUUGACAAGGACAGUCCCAGUCAGUCUUCCAUUGUCCCACUUUUUUCAGUUGUGUUUAGAAUGUCCCAGCUGAGAAGUCACUUUUUGGACCAUGACACCUGGGGCAUCCUUGGAUUUGAAGCCCAACAAAGUGUUUUCUAACCUCUGGUACACAUACACACAUGUCUUCAUUUUGCCUUGCACCAUCUUGUUUGUUUGAAUUCUUCUCUCCUGAUUCAUGCAGCAAUAAAUUGGACACACGAAUUGGCCAUGUGUCAUUAGGAACGCAUUGGCCAGGAUGAGGGCGGCAAGUGAGGAGGCAGAAGCAACUGGGAGGGAAUGCUUUACAGGCAGUCCAACCUCAGAGCCAUGCAACACCAGAAGAAGAACACAAUGAACGCUUAGACACUUCUGAAAAGAGCAGGGGUCUCUGCUUGCAAAGUUUUACCAUUUCCGAGAAAAGGCGGUUGGAAGUUGGAGCGGGAGGGGUGUGGAUUGCGGUUUUAUAAUGCAAUUAAAUUAUAUCAUACGUGUCAUAUUUUGUUGUCAUGCCGCACUUUAUUGCACAUGCUAUGCCUGUACUCCUGGGUUGCACUUUCUUGAAAUAAAUCAAUUUUAUUGUCCCUUGCAAAUGUCUGCAAUUGCUGUCUGC
This is a messenger RNA of Sceloporus undulatus (fence lizard), 4034 nucleotides long. Its product is annotated as potassium voltage-gated channel subfamily C member 1-like. The record is from RefSeq and is a predicted model, not a curated record. The transcript is spliced from 4 exons. Gene Ontology annotation, biological process: protein homooligomerization; potassium ion transmembrane transport. Bases 1485 to 2786 code for a protein of 433 amino acids. Gene Ontology annotation, cellular component: neuronal cell body membrane; axon; dendrite membrane. Lineage: Eukaryota; Metazoa; Chordata; Lepidosauria; Squamata; Phrynosomatidae. Gene Ontology annotation, molecular function: protein binding; delayed rectifier potassium channel activity.